Messenger RNA from Phycodurus eques (leafy seadragon), 612 nucleotides. Its product is annotated as membrane-spanning 4-domains subfamily A member 18-like. The record is from RefSeq and is a predicted model, not a curated record. Bases 46 to 612 code for a protein of 188 amino acids. NCBI's taxonomy places the organism in Eukaryota, Metazoa, Chordata, Actinopteri, Syngnathiformes, Syngnathidae. The transcript is spliced from 5 exons.
ACAUCCCAUUAAGAAAAUGUGAAGUGGCAUAUAAUCACAUCACAGAUGCAUUCACUUCACAGCGGUGAAGUCAAUAUCAUCGCACUCAUCUGUCAGGAAGAAGAAAUGGGCAAGAUAAAAGCUGUUAUAUUCCUUCUGGUCUUUGCAGGCAACGCGACUUCGCCUCCAGUCAACGUGACAGCGACCACGACCAGCGCCACCUCGCCUCCGGUCAGCGUGACAGUGACCACACCCAACACCACCGCGCUACCAGUCAACACGACCUCGCAUCCGGUCAACGUGACAUCAACCACGGCCAACGCCACCGCGCUACCAGGCAACACGACCUUGCCUCCGGUCAGCAUGACAGCGACCACGGCCAACGCGACCUCACCUCCGGUCAGCGUGACAGCGACCACAGCCAACACCACCGCGCUACCAGGCAACACGACCUCGCCUCCGUCAACCGACCACGGCCAAUGCCACCUGCUACCAGGCAACACAACCUCGCCUCCGGUCAACGUGACAGCGACCACGGCCAACGCGACCUCACCUCCGGUCAGCGUGACAGCGACCACGGCCAAUGCCACCAUGCUACCAGGGCAACCACAACUCACCUCCGGUUCAACAUGA